Cordyceps militaris CM01 is the source of this 900-nucleotide messenger RNA. RefSeq names its product carnitinyl-CoA dehydratase, putative. NCBI's taxonomy places the organism in Eukaryota, Fungi, Ascomycota, Sordariomycetes, Hypocreales, Cordycipitaceae. Gene Ontology annotation, cellular component: mitochondrion. The transcript has a single exon. The record is from RefSeq and is a predicted model, not a curated record. Gene Ontology annotation, molecular function: enoyl-CoA hydratase activity. The coding region runs from base 1 to 900 and encodes 299 amino acids. Gene Ontology annotation, biological process: fatty acid beta-oxidation.
AUGGCGGACAAGCUAGAGACACAGCCUCCCGAGGUGACCGUUUACGAGCUCAGCUACCCGGCGCCGUAUGUGCUCCUGGUGACCAUUAACCGUGAAAGGUCGAUGAAUGCCAUCCACACAGACGGCCACUACGAGGGCGAGCGGCUCUUCCAGUGGUUCGACGACGAGCCCUCGCUGCGCGUCGCCGUAAUUACCGGCAAGGGGAAAAAGGCCUUUUGCGCCGGCCAGGAUCUCAAGAUGCUGAUGGAGCGGCAGCUCUCGGGCGAGCAGUCCAACGUGCCCGCGCUGCCGGCGACGGGCUUUGGCGGUCUCAGCAGACGCCUCGGCAAGAAGCCGGUGAUUGCCGCCGUGAAUGGCCUGGCUCUCGGCGGCGGUUUCGAGCUGGCGCUGAACUGGUACGUGACCAUUUUACCCGGCCCGUGUCAAGGACCAGUUGUUUCUAAUAACGCGUGUGAACAUAGCGACAUGGUAGUCGCCUCCCCGACGGCGACGUUUGGCCUGCCCGAGGUGAAGCGCGGUGUAUGGGCCGGCGCGGGCGGCAUCCCGCGCGUGGUGCGCAUCUUUGGCAUGCAGCUGGCGUCGGAGAUUGUGCUCGCGGCGCGCACGCUCACGGCCGAGGAGGUCAAGCACCACGGCUUUGCGCGCAUCGCCGCCUCGCAGGACACCGUGGUGCCCGAGGCCGUGGCGCUGGCCACGCAGAUUACAGAGGCGUCGCCCGACGCCAUCAUCAUGAGCCGGGCGGGACUGCGCGAGGCGUGGGAGACGGCCAGCGUGGAGCGAGCGGCGCAGAUUAUGGACGAGAGGUAUAUGCGCCAGCUGGUCAAUGGUGAGAAUAUCAAGCUGGGCUUGAUGGCGUUUGUGGGCAAGGAGAAGCCGCAGUGGGUGCCAUCCAAGAUGUAG